Chlamydomonas reinhardtii is the source of this 1799-nucleotide messenger RNA. RefSeq lists its product as uncharacterized. Bases 153 to 797 code for a protein of 214 amino acids. NCBI's taxonomy places the organism in Eukaryota, Viridiplantae, Chlorophyta, Chlorophyceae, Chlamydomonadales, Chlamydomonadaceae. Gene Ontology annotation, cellular component: large ribosomal subunit; mitochondrion. The transcript is spliced from 2 exons. The record is from RefSeq and is a predicted model, not a curated record. Gene Ontology annotation, molecular function: structural constituent of ribosome. Gene Ontology annotation, biological process: translation.
GUAAGUAGAAUGUGUUUGCGGGUUAGGGAUCAGCUGCUGUAGUGUCCUGGAGUCCGCUUUGGCGUUGUCAUCAACACCACGCUGCUUACUACUGUUCGUUCUUAAAUCGGCAGCACUUAAUACUAGCAGCUAGGGGUGCGCAAAGUAACGCGAUGGCAACAGAGGGCUCGGUGCAGGCGGUCAAGUCGCUCUUCGUGACGCUGCGGAGAGGCUUUGCAGGCACGCCGUGGUUUCACCGACGUGUACUUGAGUCACUAGGCCUCAAGUACCGCCACCAAUGUGUGGAGAAGCCCAACAACUCGUCCAUACGUGGCAUGCUGUCAAAGGUGCCGCACCUGGUUGUCAUUGAGACGGACCGCAUGCGCUACCUGCGCGAGCUGAAGGAACACUACCAGCAGCUACCCCGCGAGCCCUGGGUCCUGCACCACGACCCCCCGCUCCCCGCAGCAACCCCCUCCAACCCCUCCAGUCCCCUCGCCUCCACCUCCUCCAGCGACAGCGACAGCACUGAGCUCCUCACGCCGGCGCCCCUGCCGCCAUCGGUGCCGGCACAGCCGCGGCUGACGCCGUUUGCGGCGUCGCAGCUGCGGGAGCAUGUGGAGCCGGUGGGGUUAGAGGGCUACCGCGCGAACAAACAGCCGCCGCUGCCGCCGCGCAAGUACUUCCAGGAGCAGAGUCGGCGGUGGCGGGCCAAGGUGCUGACGGAGCGGGGCGUAUUCAGCGCGGAUGCCUGCCGGGAGCACGCGGAGGCGAUCCGGCCCAAGUCCUACCGGCGGCGGACAGGCAUCCGGGACUAGGUGGCCCGCGAGGGAGGUGCAGCCGGCCUGCAGGGUGCUUAGGCACAUGGCGCGUCCAGGACUGGGCUGUGGUGGGCAUUCGUGACUUGCGAGCCCUUGGCAUCUGGUUGGGGAGAUCGACACAAAGCACAUGCGCGCUUUUGGCUGGGCCGCAGACAAGUCAGCAGGUGGAGCCGAAGCAGGGCCGAAAGCAGGGCCGCAGGCGGGGCGUCAGGAUUUAGACGUGGGGGGAAAGAGUUGUCGACAGUGCGGCGACAGUAGGCCCGACGUGGCCGGAUGCAGUGAUGGGGACGUGCGACUUGGAAAAGUGCAUGGUGGGCUGUUGGUCCUGCUGGUCCUGAAAGGUGGUGCCACUAGGCCGGUCGGUCCUCCAGACUUGGAACCUAAGAACGAGCCGUGUGGGCCCAGCCUUUGGGCAGCUGGGCAGAGGGCACGUGGCAAUAAGCAGGCCAGCUAAGACACUUUGGCAGCUACGGCCAGCGGCGUCGUAAGGCUGGACAUUGUACGAAGGCAGAUACAUGAUGCGGCUUCUGCUCCCGUGCUGUUUAGUUGAUGGGAGGUCAAGGCACUACGAACCAUGUAGAGUUCAAUGGAUGGACGGUUGGCUUGCAUCCACUGAACUAAUUGAGUCGGGCACUCGGUAGUGCCUGAAAUAGCGCCUGAAUCGGUCGAGGCGUACGAUAGUCUGUGCGGUCAUGAUGGCAGGAUGUGCCACGGUAUGAAAGGUUUGGCAUGCCACAGGUCCACCCCUGGGUCCACUGCAGCACUGAGACUAGGUCACCACUCACCCGGCAUCAGGGAUUCAGGGCGCCCAGCAAGACUGAGUGGCUGAUGGACAUGGGGCUUGUGACGCGUGUUUGUGUGGCGACAUGGACGACGGCUGCUUUCCCGGGCAAUGUGGAGGCGCUGGCUGUAAGCGGCUGGAGUGCUGGACUAAUGGACAGUCUGACUUCGGCGAACCUCGCCUGUCGCUCCCAAUCCUGGGUAAAUGGGUUGAAUUGA